Molecule: messenger RNA, 5330 nt
Organism: Triplophysa dalaica
Lineage: Eukaryota; Metazoa; Chordata; Actinopteri; Cypriniformes; Nemacheilidae
Gene: ngfra
Product: nerve growth factor receptor a (TNFR superfamily, member 16)
Exons: 6
Coding region: 233-1276 (347 amino acids)
Biological process (GO): Rho protein signal transduction
Cellular component (GO): plasma membrane; cell surface
Molecular function (GO): death receptor activity; nerve growth factor binding; coreceptor activity
Source: RefSeq, a predicted model, not a curated record
AGCGCUGAGUGCGGAAUACAGGACAGCACUGGACAGUGCAGGACAGCAUCGGAGCGCAUCAGCGAUCGCCGGCCGAAGGCACACGCUUUCAUAUAGUCCCGAAGUCCCAAACACCAGCCAUGCACAACAGCGGAAACCACAUGGACCUAAUAUGAACUGUUGGAUGGGUGAUCUGCGCUUCAUGACUCAUACUUACAGAUAUACAGUUUGAUUAGGAAGGACACUAUCAGCCAUGGACACCUUGGUGUGGAUCUUGGUUUGUGGAGCGCUGGGGCUGGCGUUUAGCUCUAAACUGGAGCGAGCUGUGGAAGCUGAGGAGUUGUGUGAAUCAGGCCAGUACACUAAGGGUGGUGAGUGCUGUAUCCAGUGUCCACCAGGAGAGGGAGUGAUCAGAGAGUGCGGGGCCAAACAGACUGAAUGUAGUCAAUGCCUUGACAGUGAGACGUUCUCUGAAAACUACAGUCAUACAGAGAAGUGCGAGACGUGUAACGAAUGCACGGGUCUCAUGCGCAUGCAGACCCCCUGUACCGACUCGAACGAUGCAGUAUGCAUCUGUAACUACGGCUACUUCCUAGACAUUCUGUCUGGUCAGUGCAAGGAGUGCACCGUGUGUCCGAAGGGUCACGGCGUGCUGAUGCGCUGCGAAUACGACCACGACACGGUUUGUGAGGAGUGCAUAGACGACACCUUCUCCGAGCAGGAGAGCUCGCUGGACCCCUGCCUCCCCUGCGCUAUCUGUGAAGAGGACACAGAGAUAUUAAUCAGGGAGUGCACACCUACAGCAGACGCAUAUUGUCACGAUCCAUUUGCUCCUACGUAUCCCCCUACCACGCCUUCCCUUAGCGAAUCAAACCCCUAUUUGACAGAUCUGGAUGUAUUAUGGAGCCCCAGCCCUGGAGGGGAUGCCACUACACCCAAACCUAGCACCCCACACUUCAUCGGCAGAGGACUCAACGAGAACCUGAUCCCCAUCUACUGCUCCAUCCUUGCGGCGGUCGUGGUCGGCCUGCUGGCUUACAUCAUUUUCAAGAGGUGGAACAGCUGCAAGCAAAAUAAACAGGCAGCUAAUAAUCGUGCAGCGACGGCCAAUCAGACGCCAUCUCCAGAGGGAGAGAAACUGCACAGUGACAGCGGGAUAUCAGUGGACAGUCAGAGUCUGCAGGAGCAGCUGGGCCAGACGCAAGCACAGGCCCACACGCAGCUGCAUGCCGCAGAACAGAUUGUGGUGAGAGUGGAUGGGGGCGCGCAGCCUGACUCCCCGCCACCUCAGGCCUAACCGGUAAGGACCAGGAAGUAACAUGAUCAAAGAUGAAGAAUUGAUGAGAGGUUGGAGUGGAGAAAACAAGAGCGGAAGGAACACAGAGGAGAAAGGAGGAGCGAAGCCAUAAUGGUUGUCCGGGCAGGGAGGCCAAGACUUACGAGACCAGAUCUUUGAUCAUUUUGAACCCAGCACGGACAAUUCUUUGACGGGCCGGUUCAUCAGCAUCCGUGGAGAUGUCUUCAACGAUCUGGCCUAAAGUAGCUACUACUAAACCAACAUAAGCCCAAAGCGAGUUUGCAGUGUAAUGUAUCCUGAAGCCCAGUUCAAACCUCAACGACAACAAAACUGAAUGUUUAAAGUCUACCGGGUUUCGCAAAUGUAUUACAGUGACCUCGUGACAUGAACUCUGGAUCUCUUUACGAGAGGAUGUAGAGACGGCCGUCGUAAGUUUCACGGAUAUCACGUUAUUUAGCAACCUCACCAUGAUUCCUCCACCUGGGGCUUUCUGCCUGAUUUAAUAAGGAUUUUGUUUUUGCCUUAUCUUUGAAGUACUAACAGAUUAUGUCUUUAACCAUCAAAGUCCUUUAUUUAAUCAGAACCUCAGAUUUUCAUGCAGCUCUUUCCAGGUGUUUAUUCAGACUUUGGGGGUGGGUUACGCAGUUAGCUUAUGAAAGCAGCUGAUCUCGGGUCAGCGUUUAUGGGAAACAACUCGCGCCUGUGACAUUUGCUGACCUUUACUAAAGUAAUGACUCAGAUCUAUACUUAGCUCUGGUUCCUUUUCUCCCUUUCACACUCUCCGUGACAGCCAUUUUUCUAUAAACACAUACAGACAUAUAGCGUGUCAUGUUCCCUGCCUUCCUCUGCUCAGUGUUUCUUUUCCUGGAUGUUCUGUCCUCUUUAAAAUCUGAUUAAAAUCCCAAACAGAGAGCAGAACCGAAAGAAUGAGAUGCUAAGAACUGAAAUGCUGACAAACAUUUGGAUCAUUAGAAAUCUGAUUCACAGAAACCAAGACUAAAAUUGUCAUUUUUAAACCAUCUUGUGUAUUAAGAGUUUGUCCUAAUGACCUACUACAGAAAAAUACUAAAAAACUAAAAUAAUAACACAUUUUAAUGUUUUGUUUAGAUUUAAGGAACACUUAUUACAACUAAACUCUGUCGUGAAUGUUUCUCUUAAACUACAAAGAUUGUCAUAAACGCUUAUUUAGAUCUGACCGGAUCUGUGAAAAUGUUGUUGGGACUAAACGGCCAACACUAGGAUUCCCCACCACAUUUUUUUCCCACGUUUUUCCCCAAAACUCUGAUCUCUUCUUUCCUCUUUAUCUUUUCUACUCUUAUAAAACAUUAAAUUCAUAGACUACUGUAGUUCCUGAGGAGUCAUUAUUGUUUUUCUAAUCUUUGCCAACACAUUUUCUCCUCUCUCAGACUCACUCUCUACCUACUUAAGUCUGGGCUAAAUGCUUCACUCCAUGUGCAUCAGAUGCCAUAAUGUGGUUUGAAUCACAGUCAUCUCAGCAGUCCUGGAAACGGUUAUAUUCGUGUUUGGAGAAUGUGAAAGAGAGACAUUUCAUUUGACUGUCCUUGGCCCGGCUUAGACAAAUUACAGGGCAGACCUGUUGCCAAUUCAGCAGAAAGAGCAAAAAUAUUAGUGCGUUAUCCAUUGAAGGUGAAGUAUGUAAUUUCUUUACCUUUUUCUAAAUCAACCAAAAAAAGACUUUCUUAGAAUCGUCAAGUAUUUUAACAAUCAAAUAAAUUGCAUCACGUCUGUGAACCGAAGUGGUCCAACCAUACAACGCUACCAAAAGCCCGAACAACUAAAAAUAGAUCAUUGCUUCCUGUUUUCUCUCCAUCCACUUGGGAUAUUACGCUAGUAAAUAGACAUUAGGGACCCAAAGUAGAGGAUUCCACAGACACAGAGCAUCUAAUGGACUGUCUUUCGUUGCAUUCCUAAUGUGCUUACUGCCAGGCUCUGAAUAAACAUGAGAGGCAUUAGUAAGACAUUCCUGUCAGGCAGCUGGUAAUUACCCUGAUGCUUUCCGUCUCUCCUCCCCAAAGUCAGCUCACUCUCUUGGGGCUCUCUUCUGCUCAGCUUCCCUACCCCGGAGCUCUACCUCUCCAUUCUGGGACCGUCCGUUCAACUCUACGGCACUCAGCGGUAGUAAUAGUGCUAUCACUGGUACAUCAACAGGAUAUCACGGUUUGAUUUCAUUUUUACAAAUCUUCAAUAUGAAUAAGACUUUCACUUCCUGCUUGAAUAUCCAUCUCAAGAAUUUCAGAACAGGGCAGCUGGAUUCUAGCUGGUCCUCACUGAGCUUGACCACUUUGAGAUGACGGUAACUCAAUGAAGACCAACUUGUGUCAACAUGUCCAAAACACAGAUACCACCCAAACUUUCCAUCGGGUACAUUAUUUCCUUCCUGACUUGCAGUCAUAGACUGAUUUACACUAUACAAGUCCAAUCCAGUUACUACUAGAAGUUCUGCAUUAACUUAAAGUUUGAUGUACAGAUUGGAAUAACUUUUGCAUCUUGCUUUUUGGGAGGUGGUUGUUAGCUCCAGAUUUUAUAACGCUUGAGUUGCGUGCAUCUACCCGACGCUGUGGUUUCCAUGAAAUCACACUGUGCAGCAAAUCACUGGCUUCUGGAGGGCUCAGCGUUCAUUCGUGGGGCACUUUACCGAUGUUUGCUCUGAGAUUAGCUUCCUCUUGAGAACCUGACGAGAUCAAGAUAAGAUUUCUUUCUCUCGCUAUCUUGGCAAUAGCUUGUGUCUAUCCCAUUCUUACGUCUUAAUGCGGAGCAGAAAGGUUGGCAAACAUCGAGUGACAAUAAUAUCAAAGAAAUUGAUGCUUCUCAGGCGGGCGGUGUACUGAAAUAUAUUAUAUUCAAAAUAAGCCUAUAUUUUCGAAGAAUGUUUUUUCUGAUGUGUUCUGAGAGAUAGAUUGAAAAUACAAGUAUGAGGGACAGACAUUUAUCAUGUGUACACAUAUAACCCACAUGAUUUGUGCUUGGCAUCCAUAAGGCGUCAAAGUAUCAGUGAGCAUCUGAAACAAUUUAAAGAAUAAAGGUAACAAGUGGAUUGAUUCUUGAUUCAAUAUCCAGGAAUGUGCCAAAGCAUCCAUAAAUAAAAGCGACUCAUGCAACAAAAUAUCCACUAAAAUGAUUGCAAAUCUCUCUUGUCAGCCAAAAAAAAGUAUUAGAGGAAAGUCAAAACAUCAUUUACAAUACUAAAUCUCUCCACUUGUAUCCACCAUCGUUUAGUAAUUCUUUAUUUUUUAUAAAACAGCAGUUUUUAUCAUUUUAAAUAGAUUUAUUCUUUGGAAGCAGUAUUUUCUAGAGACCGCUUACUUUCUUAGCCGUUAAAAUAGAUUUGAACACUCAAUAGUGUCCAUCACCAGAAAGUGCCUGUGGACAAUAUCAGGUGUCUCUGAGCUAUGUAUCUUGUGUGUUCUGUGUUUCUUGUAUGUGAUAGAUUCCCUUUGUUUUUAUUUUUGUUAUGAGAUACGUGUUGAUAAAGGUUGCCAGACAUGACAUCAUUAUCCAGGUAAAAUAGAUCCAGGUAAAUUUUAUCUAUUGUCCUGCGUUUCCAAGAACUGCCUACAAUUCAAACAAGACACAUACUGUAUCAGCUACACCAGUCCUAAUAGCGGUGUACUUAAAGACACAAAAAGCAUCAUAUAAUGUCACUUUUCCAGCACAUUAAAACCAUUCUAUGCAUUCACUUCACAGUGCAACCUUCACAAAAUGUUUAGCUCUUAUAUUAAAACUGUAAGCUUAAAAAGUGGCAAUAUUUGAUAGCGUUGUGUUUCACAAAUAUGUUUUACUUAUGACAAGGGAUUGUACAUUAACUGUUAUUAAAGAUAUAGAGAUAAUAUCGCAUUUAAGAGAGACGUUUGGAAGAAUCGCCACAUGAUGCUUAUGGAAAUCACCCUCUGCUGUUCAGCAGAGCUGAAUGUUGUGUGUAUGUAACCCAUGCUGUACAAUGCAUUGUGUAAAUUUUCCUGGAGUUGUUAUGACACAUAUACACAUAUGUAAACAAGAAAUAAAAGCAUUUAGAAUUCAAUUAAAUAAAACCAAA